AUGGCCGCCUGUCCCCUUGCCGAGUGCGAGCAGAGGAUGAGGAGUCUUUGGGACUUGGGGAUUCGGGACUGUAUUGAUCUCGACCGCCACCACGUGCGCAGCACGCACCGCAAGGCUCCCAAGAGCGACAAUGUCUACCUCAAGCUCUUGGUGAAGCUCUACCGCUUCCUGACCCGCCGCACGGAGUCCAACUUCAACAAGGUUAUCCUGCGCCGCCUCUUCAUGUCGCGCAUCAACCGCCCUCCCGUCUCCCUCUCCCGCGUUGCCGCCAACAUCAAGAACGGCAACGAGAAGAAGACCGUCGUCAUCGUUGGCACCGUCACCGACGACAACCGUCUCCUGACCGUCCCCAAGGUCACCAUUGCGGCCCUCCGCUUCACCUCCACCGCCCGUGCCCGCAUUGCUGCCGCCGGCGGUGAGGCCAUCACCCUCGACCAGCUUGCCCUCCGCGCCCCCACCGGAAGCAACACCCUGCUCCUCCGCGGCCCCAAGAACUCCCGCGAGGCCGUCAAGCACUUCGGCUUCGGUCCCCACAAGCACAAGAAGCCCUACGUCGAGUCCAAGGGUCGCAAGUUCGAGCGUGCCCGUGGUCGCAGACGCUCUCGCGGCUUCAAGGUCUAA
This is a messenger RNA of Colletotrichum aenigma, 621 nucleotides long. RefSeq names its product 60S ribosomal protein L18-B. NCBI's taxonomy places the organism in Eukaryota, Fungi, Ascomycota, Sordariomycetes, Glomerellales, Glomerellaceae. Bases 1 to 621 code for a protein of 206 amino acids. Gene Ontology annotation, cellular component: ribosome; cytosolic large ribosomal subunit. Gene Ontology annotation, molecular function: structural constituent of ribosome; RNA binding. The record is from RefSeq and is a predicted model, not a curated record. Gene Ontology annotation, biological process: translation. The transcript has 4 exons.